AUGAGAGCUUUGCUUAGAUCGAUCGUCUUUGUGGCGUUUAUAGCUUCUUGCUUUGCAAGUUGCCGUCUAACGUUACAAGACGGGGAAGAUUGUUACGAGUGUGUGGGUCUAAAAGACUUGACAAACUUACAGAUACCACUCACUGUAAAGGGGAUCAAUAUUAUAAAUUCGAAUAUCAGUAAAAUAAAAACGGACGCGUUCUCGCAAUACUCUCAGUCAUUGAUAGAGUUGAAUAUAACCGGAUGUGGAAUAGAAGAGAUAGAGCCGGAUGCGUUCAGAGGCCUCACGAAACUGCGACUGCUUGGUUUGGUGAACAAUAAAAUUCGAAAGAUCGACGCCUCGUGGAUCCGAGGAUUGUCGAAUCUGAAGUCGUUGAUCCUCUGGCAGAAUCGUAUCGUUGACGUGGAUCCUAAAAUUUAUGAUUUGUUGCCGGAAUUGCAAGUUUGGGACCUAGCCUAUAACAACUUGACCAAGUGUUUAUCACCAGAACUGCUGAAGAAACUGAAGAAUCUGGAAACAAUCUUGAUAGCUGGAAAUUCAUGGUCUUAUCGGUGCCGUGCGUCAAUGGCAUGGUACCUCGGCAGCCAUCAUAUCCGUUUCAUCAAGGAUUGGAGCAUCUGGAGUGAUUUGCUGAUCGAAGAAUGUUUGGCCCAUGAUACUUUACCGAAUGACGUCGGUAGUUUAAACGAACAAGUUCGCAUUUUGACGAAUAAAGUCUCUCAUCUCGAAGCUGAAAUCGAUAUCUUAAAAAAAACGAAAAUGUAA
Molecule: messenger RNA, 765 nt
Organism: Dufourea novaeangliae
Lineage: Eukaryota; Metazoa; Arthropoda; Insecta; Hymenoptera; Halictidae
Product: leucine-rich repeat-containing protein 70-like
Exons: 3
Coding region: 1-765 (254 amino acids)
Molecular function (GO): protein binding
Source: RefSeq, a predicted model, not a curated record